Molecule: messenger RNA, 1630 nt
Organism: Electrophorus electricus (electric eel)
Lineage: Eukaryota; Metazoa; Chordata; Actinopteri; Gymnotiformes; Gymnotidae
Gene: lrr1
Product: leucine rich repeat protein 1
Cellular component (GO): cytoplasm
Molecular function (GO): protein binding
Source: RefSeq, a predicted model, not a curated record
CUGACUUAUUGGUGUUGAGCCAAAAUGAAACUACAGUGCGAUGUUGAAGUUGUAAAUCGUAUGCUACCAACAUUUGGUCUCAAAAGUAAAGGGAAAGGAAACAGGGCAGUGCUGUCUAUCGGUAAACAUAUGGAUAAAGCUACUCAGCGUAGUAGUAUCUAUUUAUUGAUCUGUACAACAAAAGAUAGAGCUGGCUCCAAGUACAAGCUGAAGGAAAAUAUAGAAAAAUUCUUCACAUGGUUUGUUGAAGAGGGUAAGGCCACAGUGCGACUGAAAGAACCAGCUGUGGACAUCUGUUUGAGCAAGGCAGAUGCCAACAGCUUGAAAAGCUUCCUCUCUGCUGCUCGACUUGCUCAUAGGGGAGCUGACAUAGACAGCCUCCCCCUUUCCACUUUCACCCCUGUUCGUGCCCGAGAUGUGGAGAAACCCAAGAAGAAGCUCACUAUUAUGUCAAAGAAAGACUAUCCCCUCACAUCCAACUUUCCUUAUUCUCUAGAGCAGCUCCAGGUGUCUUACUGCAGGCUGUCCAGAGUGGACAUGCGCAUACUAUCUCUUAAAGCACUCCGCAGAUUGGACCUCAGCAACAACCAUAUCAAGAAACUCCCAGCCACCAUUGGUGAACUCAGUUGUCUAGCAGAACUUAUUCUACACAACAACCACCUUGAGAGCUUCAGUGAAGCACUGUGUCACUCCACCCUUCAGCAUUCUUUGCAGCACCUAGACUUGAGCCAGAACCAGUUACAUCUUCUCCCUGCUCAAUUUUGCCAGCUGCGCGAGUUGGUGAACCUAAAGCUGGACGAUAAUCGGCUUUUGCGACUCCCCGUUCACAUUGGACAGCUCACCAAGAUGCGCUUUCUUUCAGCUGCCCACAAUCAGCUGACAGUUCUCCCUGGAGAAUUCCGAAAGUUAGCCCUGGAGAGCCUAGACCUGUUUGGAAACCCGUUCACUCAGCCCAAUCCUUUGGACCACACCAUCCAGCUUACAUUCCCUCUCUCAUUACAGGAGCAGGCCUCACGAGCUGUUCUGAACUUCAGGCUCCCUUAUGGACCUCAUCUUAUUCCUUUCCACUUGUGCCAUGAGUUGGAUCUUGCCAAAGUAUGUGACUGUGGCCAAGCCUGCCUGAACUCCUACAUUCAGACAGCAGUCAGUAUGAACCUGCACCUGGUCUCUCACACUGUGGUACUGGUGGAUGAUAUGGGUGGCACAGAAGCUCCUGUACAGCGCCAUUUUUGUUCUCUCAUGUGUUAUUGUGAGUUCCUGGAUAGCUGUGUGCAGAGAGGUCUAAGAUGAUAAGAAUCUUACAAUGGUUACAAUCAGCAGAAUGAAUAAUGGUAGUUUUUACCUUGAGAAAAUUAUAGUGCAGCAAAUAUUAUGUUACUGCAUUCUGGGUUACUGAGAUAUAUGGGAUAGCUUAGGUUUUUUAUAUGGUUGUUCAUGCUGCUGUAACAAGGGACAAUUCAGUAAUCGAGUAAUUACACAUCAGUGUUAAGCUCAGCCAGUUAAGAAACAACAUGGUGAGAAGUGCCCUGUACCCUCGAGGCAGUUUUAUUUUUGUUUUUAUAAACUUGAUAAAUGUGCUGUAAGACUUGUUUUGUAGAAGUAAUUAAUAAAUAAAUAAACUUGAUUUAAA